Molecule: messenger RNA, 1847 nt
Organism: Cynara cardunculus var. scolymus (artichoke)
Lineage: Eukaryota; Viridiplantae; Streptophyta; Magnoliopsida; Asterales; Asteraceae
Exons: 2
Coding region: 114-1676 (520 amino acids)
Source: RefSeq, a predicted model, not a curated record
AUCUCAUUCCAAUAUCUCAGAUCCAUCCAUAGCUUUCCCUUGAUCCUUUCUCACUCUUGUUCUUCCAUUUUAGUAUGUAAUAUCUCGAUUUUCGAAAGUAUGUAAGUUACAGGAUGAAUCAGAAGUGGUUUCGGACGACGAUGGGGAAGAGGAUUCCGGUGAGGGAUUGGUUAGGGUUUCAAAACUCCAUAGUAUUACUCGUGGGUGGAAAUCACACCUCCUCCAGGUUUUGUACUCGAUCUCUAGAGUUAAUUAACUUCGUUACUUCAAUCAAACGAGAUUGUUGUAAAACUGUGCCGAAUUGCAAAGGUUUUGCAAUGGAUUUCAAUGUCCUGAAAUGGCAGAUCCUACGAGGAUCGCUCGCCUGGCGUUUGAUUCUCAGAGCUAUGUUUUUUGUGGUCGCCAUGGUUGUUCUCUCGUUCACUCGAAUUGCCAACGAGAUCCGAACAACUGAUCCCAUUUUGCUGAAUUUCGAUAAAUGUUCGUUAAACAUCGGCUCAAUCGUGAACACACAACUCAAAACCCCUAGGGUUUCACUUUCACAAGAAGAGAUCUCCAUUCCAUGUGUGGAUGGUACCAAUUUGACUGUUAGUGUGAUUAGAGAGCUGAUGAACAAGGAGAUGUUAAACCUUGAUGCAAGAUCCUUGUGUGUAGGGAAGGAUUCGGAUUCGAUUGCCUUAACAAUGCGAGAAUUAGGAUUCUCUAAUGCAUUCGGUGUCCGUUCGAACCCUCUUUUAUCCCUUUUGAGGAAACAAUUUCACCACAAACUGGAUUUCGGUUCCAAUUCUUUCGAUCUUGUGUUCUCCGUAACUCCCGAUAAGGUUUCUGUUCCAGCUCUUCUUGUACUAGAGAUUGAACGCAUUUUACGACCUGGUGGCGUUGGCGCCAUGCUUGUGGGUUCCUCGACCUUCCAUACCCGUAGCUUGGUAAGGUCUGCAACCCCAGUUUCGUUGCUCUUGAGAAACUCCGAGAUCCUCCAUGUUUGUGGGAUUGGAUCCUUUACCCUAAUCGUGUUCAAGAAACGAUUAGAGAAUGUUGCUUUCUUUGACGACUACAAGCUUCCUAACGACUGCCCAUCUAUAUCGAAAAACAAGCCUUUUAUGAAAUCUAUCGAGCCUCUUGUAGAUCAAAAUUCAGCACGAUUUCAGGAGCUUUCGUAUCUACCCAAAUUUCUGAAUGUUUCAUCGAGGAAUAGGCUGAUUUAUAUCAACAUGGGGGCAGUGGAAUUCGAUCACCGUUAUCCUAUCCAUCCUGAUGCUUUCAAUGUUUAUGUGGUUGAUCAUAAUGUAUCUGCUCUCACUUCCCAUGUCAAAAAGCCCGGUGUCACCUUCGUUUAUCAUCCGGGUCUUGAUGAAGAUGAUGAAAUCGCUCCUAGUCUCAUGUCUGUCGAUUAUCUUGAGGCUCCAUUGCACGAAGAACAGUUUGAAUUCAUCGACUGGUUCAAGGAAACCGCAAAAGAUGGAGACUUUGUGGUGCUUAUGAUGAAUGCAGGAGUAAGGCAAUUGAAAGUUCUGUUCGAGUUAUUUGUAAGUGGAGCGAUUUGCCAUGUCGAUGAGCUCUUUCUUCGCUGUUCUGAUGGGGUCGAUUGCAGAACGAGUUACUGUAGGGACUGCACAAGUCUUUAUAACGGUCUUAGAAAUGCCGGUGUUUUCGUCCACCAAUGGUUAGGGGACUGAAUCCAUUCGGUCGUUAGUUGUUGUGUGAAGAAUAACUCAAGGUUAAUAAGCCGUGUAGUCGGUAUCUCGUGUACGAAAGACCUUGGUACUUGUUCCUUCAUGGAGGGUAUGUAUGUGUUUCCCUUGUAAUAGUCUAUGUUUUGAAAUUCCAAGUGAAGUGUGUUUCUUUUA